Coffea eugenioides is the source of this 875-nucleotide messenger RNA. RefSeq names its product vacuolar iron transporter 1. The record is from RefSeq and is a predicted model, not a curated record. Lineage: Eukaryota; Viridiplantae; Streptophyta; Magnoliopsida; Gentianales; Rubiaceae. Gene Ontology annotation, biological process: intracellular manganese ion homeostasis. Gene Ontology annotation, molecular function: iron ion transmembrane transporter activity; manganese ion transmembrane transporter activity. The transcript has 4 exons. The coding region runs from base 71 to 790 and encodes 239 amino acids. Gene Ontology annotation, cellular component: vacuolar membrane.
GUUUCUUUCUCAUAAAGAGAAAAUCUUUCUUGGUUUUUUUUUUCCUUUUCAAGAAAAACUAGUGCAAUAAAUGGCUGGAGAACAAGAGAAAUUAUUGCUGGAUGAACACAAGGAGAACCAUUUCACAGCUGGAGAAAUUGUACGUGACAUGAUUAUUGGUGUUUCUGAUGGCCUAACAGUCCCUUUUGCUCUGGCUGCUGGAUUGUCUGGUGCUAAUGCUUCAUCAUCCAUCAUUCUCACUGCUGGCAUUGCUGAGGUUGCUGCUGGAGCCAUUUCCAUGGGACUUGGAGGUUAUCUUGCUGCAAAAAGUGAGGCUGACCACUACAUGAGAGAACUCAAAAGGGAAGAGGAAGAGAUCAUUGCUGUACCAGAUACAGAAGCAGCAGAGGUCGCAGAGAUAUUGUCCAGGUAUGGAAUUGAGCCCCAUGAAUAUAAGCCAGUGGUGAACGCUCUGAGGAAGAACCCACAAGCCUGGCUUGAUUUCAUGAUGAAAUUUGAACUCGGAUUGGAGAAGCCAGAUCCAAGAAGAGCACUGCAAAGUGCAUUUACCAUUGCCAUUUCCUACAUUGUUGGUGGAAUUGUCCCUCUUAUUCCUUACAUUUUCAUCCCAGUUGCAAGCAAGGCCGUUUUGGCAUCUGUUGCCAUAACAUUAAUAGCCUUAUUUGUCUUUGGGUUUGCCAAGGGCUACUUUACUGGAAAUAAUCCCAUCAAAAGUGCUCUGCAAACCGCUUUGAUUGGAGCUAGUGCAUCUGCUGCUGCUUUUGGCAUGGCCAAAGCUGUUCAAGGAUAGCCAUCUCCUUAUCCUUGUGUAGAAGUGAAGCCUAGUUUGAAGAAUAACAUAUAUGUUACUUGUUUAUUCUCAAGAAUUUAAUAAA